Girardinichthys multiradiatus is the source of this 1191-nucleotide messenger RNA. It is a transcript of the gene rrp36, whose product is annotated as ribosomal RNA processing 36. The transcript is spliced from 7 exons. Gene Ontology annotation, biological process: maturation of SSU-rRNA from tricistronic rRNA transcript (SSU-rRNA, 5.8S rRNA, LSU-rRNA). Gene Ontology annotation, cellular component: nucleolus; 90S preribosome. Lineage: Eukaryota; Metazoa; Chordata; Actinopteri; Cyprinodontiformes; Goodeidae. Bases 74 to 988 code for a protein of 304 amino acids. The record is from RefSeq and is a predicted model, not a curated record.
GAAAAGGUUUGUUACUUCCGGGUUACGAUCGAUUCGAAGCGGUGAUACUGUGGUAGAAUAGGAAAGACUGAGGAUGACAAGAAAGCAGCGGCAGAACGCAGAGGGGAAGAAGAAAGUUGUUAGCAGCGCCGUCGAGGAAGACGAUGAUGUGGAGAAAAAGGUCUAUCUUCUUACCAACUUGGGUGGGCAAGCAGAGGACCAUCAACCACGAGAACACGGCGAUGAAGCUCAGAACCAAUCAGGUGGUGGGGCAGAGGACGAAUCUGGUGGCAGUAAAGAAGAGGAAUCAGAGGGGACUAGUGAGGAAGAAGAUACUGAUAAUGGAAUAGAGCUGCAGUCAGAGGAACACAUCAGGACAGAACUGUGCAGUAUGUCCUUUGAGGAUAUCAUGAAGCUGCAGCAACAGGUGGGAACUAAAGUGUUCAAUGAAGUUGCGUACAACAGAAAAAAGUGUGAAGAGGUCAGCAAUAAGAAACGACUCAACAAGAACAGACCGAUGGAAAUUUCAGCAAAGAAGCCACCAUCCUUCCUACGUCAGGUCAUCCCUGUCAAGAAAUCAACCAGGAGAGAUCCUCGAUUUGACAGCCUGUCAGGGGAAUACAAACCAGAAAUUUUUGAGAUGACUUACAAGUUUAUUAAUGACCUCAAACACAGAGAGAAAGAGAUCAUUAAGAGACAGUUAAAGAAGACAAAGAACACCAGCCAGAGGAAGGAGAGGCUGCAGUUCCUGCUGAGGAGAUUGGAAACCCAGGAGCAAGCAAGACAGAGCCAAGAGCAGCAGAGAGAGAGAGAGCUACAGUUCAAGAAUCGGCAGCGAGAGCGAGCCAGUCGGGGUGAACGGCCCUUCUUCCUGAAGAAAUCGGAAGAGAAGAAGCUGCAGCUGGCUGAAAAAUAUCUGGAACUGAAGAAGAGUGGCAAACUGGAGAACUUCCUGAGCAAGAAAAGGAAGAGGAACGCAGUUAAAGACCGCAGGAAGCUACCUAAAUAACAAAAUGUAAAAUAACAAAUGCUUUCUUUAUGCUGAAAACUGGUGAAAAGCUGUCUGCUUAGAAAUGUUUAAGGGCAUCAGCCUGCUGAUGGUGCUGUUGCAUUUUCACAUCAGCAGGUGUACUUCUGUGAAAGCUUUGGUGUGUUCAGUGGUGUUUGGAUUCAUGAAUAUUUGCAAAUCAUAAAAGUAUGUUUUGAGCAUCA